Momordica charantia (bitter melon) is the source of this 1933-nucleotide messenger RNA. RefSeq lists its product as uncharacterized. The record is from RefSeq and is a predicted model, not a curated record. NCBI's taxonomy places the organism in Eukaryota, Viridiplantae, Streptophyta, Magnoliopsida, Cucurbitales, Cucurbitaceae.
UACAAGAAACAGUUGGAAAAAACGGGAGUAUGGAUACUCCUUCCCUUUAGUACAUGCCAUGUCAACAUCAUAUUAAAAAUGGCGUGGGUCUACCAACAUGAGAAUUUUCCUGAUCUUGAUGAUGGUCGGCGGUCGUCCAAAAUAUGUGGGUGGCAGUGAGAUAUGGUUGAUGAAAUUCUCUCUGAAAAUGGCUAAGCUGUUUUGGAAGUUCAUCCAGUCGGCUUUUGGGCAAUAACUUAUAGCCAAUAAUUUUUUAUUUGAAUUAUGGAUUUGAUUCUUAUCCUGACUGUAUCGACUCAUGUAUCUAUUGACUUGUAUUACUGAUACACCAAUGGCAGAUCCAUAUAGACCCAUCUCGAAUGGGCCACUGUAUAGAAGUUGCAAUAUUAGUACUUUGGCCACACUACAUGAGGAGAUGGUUCAACAAAAUCCAAGCCUUCGAGAGGAGGGGACUGCCAUUAUCUAAGGUACAAGACGAAAGCCUAAGUCUAAGCUUUUUCAAAAGUUUCAAUAUUACCAGUACUGACUUUUCAUAAACGUUUCAAGAAUAGAAGUUUUCUUUGUUUUCUCCAUUGCUUUUGUCUUAAUCCCUCUGGUUUGUGAAAUAUAUGGUAGCUUUUUUAUUUUUGGGUUUGUUUUUUUCUCCUGAAGUUGGAUUUGGUUCCUUCCCCACUGUGUCUGUAACAAAGUCAGAUGCUCUACAGACGCGUGCGCCCACGACCGUAGAGAGUCUAGAAUCAUAUGCGGAUGCCGCGUGCGCAGCCGGCAGAUUGAAUGCCGGUCAAGGUCAAAUUUCAUGCGCACGUUGUUGGCUAGCUAACCAGGCCAAAUUUCAUAUACUUAUUUUUGUUUGUAUUAUACUCUCUUUUGGCCUGCCCUUCCCCACCUUCUCAAACUUUGUUGACUGCUUUUUUACGCUAUAUUUUCUUAAAGAAAUCUUUUACAAGUGAUGGAUUUGAAUUGCCGGCGAGUAUUGGGUCUGGGGAAAGGUAAGAAAGAUUGAUUGUAAAUUGGUUUUAGGGUAGAGAGAAAAUAGUUUAUUUAGAAAAAGGUUGUUUUGUAGUGGGAGGAAAAGUCCAAAACUUGCCAAUUGGGGUUUUCACAAACUUCCCGUCAACGUCAUAUAAGCUUCGCAUUUGGACAUUUUGAAGGCAAAAUUGAUGAGGAUGAGAAUGGAAACCACUGACCCAUCUGCCAAAUUUACGCCCAAAAUCGAAACCCUCCAUUUCUGCGUUAUUUCCACUCUCCUUUAUAUCAUUCCAAUUUCCUUCCAUGGCUUCCACAACUGAACAACCCCAAAAUCCCAACUCCAUCUCCCAUGGCGGCGCAUCAACCCAGGCCACCCCCCAUGCCCUACUCGCCACUCAACGAGGAACCAGAGGAUCCCCCGCCAAAUGGGUGCGGCUGUUUCCGGCUAUUCGGCUUCGGAUUCGACCGGAAUGCCGAUUCCGAAGGUAGGAAUCUUCUGCGGGGAGAGGGAUCUUGGAUGGCAAGGAAAUUGAAGAAGGUGAAGGAGGUUUCGGAGAUGGUGGCCGGACCCAAAUGGAAGACGUUUAUCAGAAAGAUGGGCGGUUAUUUGAAGGGGAAGAAGCAGAGGAAUAGGUUUCAGUAUGACCCAGAAAGCUAUGCUCUGAAUUUCAAUGGAGAAGAUGAUGGCCCGCCCCUUGGCUUCUCUGCUAGGUUUGCUGUGCCCAUGGCGGCCAGAGAACAACAUUGAACAAAUUGACUCUGAUUUUUAAUGCAAAUAAUUAGGAGAUUAUAUACAGAAAAGAUUAAAUGUUAUUUGUUGGUAUGUGUAUAUAUGGAAGAAUUUAGAUCCUUGGACAUUGGUUCGUUCAUUUUUCUUAUUCUUCUUCUUGGGUUUGGUAAUUUCUGAAUUGUGUUCUUCUUGCCUUCGGUUCAUUUUCCAUUAAUUGACUUCCCCUUUCUUUCA